UUACAGGGACUUGUAUUUUGGUGGAAGGUUAAACAGAGAGGAAGGCUGGCUGCUUGUUUACUGCUUCACGCUCAUUUGAGCUCGUUUACAACAAAGAGCAGAGAAGGAAGGCGAUUUUUGGAGUGAAAGUAACUCAGAUCGGACUGAUGACUGAAACAGUAUCAGAGUUUUUCCAGUUGAGCAGAACGAGCCAACUCGCACCUAUUGUUCCUGAUAAUCGGGAGACACGCGAUGCCGGAUCCACGGCCUAAGUAGUGCUGAGUGGAGCUGAGAGCUGGGAGCUGAACGAUGGGGAAUAUAGCGACCAAGUUUCGAAAAGCGCUUAUUAAUGGAGAUGAGGUGCUCGCUUACCAGCUCUACGAGGGCAACCCACAGUUUAAAGAGUCACUGGACCCCAACACCUCAUACGGGGAACCUUAUCAACACAACACCCCUCUCCACUACGCUGCUAGGCAUGCAAUGACACGGAUACUCAGGUCCUUCCUCUUCAGCAAGGAUGGCAACCCCAACAAGCGCAACGUGCACAACGAGACCGCGCUGCACGUGCUGUGCAUGGGUCCACACAUCUUGCUGGCCGAGGGGACGCUGCAGCCGCGCCUGGCACGGCCCUAUGAGGAUGAGCGGCGUCGUGCCGAUUGCCUCCAGAUGAUCCUCAAGUGGACCGGUGCCAAGCUGGACCGCGGCGAGUACGAGAAUGCCGACGUCAACGCCAGUGACAACAAGAAAAACACGCCACUGCACUAUGCUGCUGCCUCAGGGACGAAGACGUGCGUGGAGUUGCUUGUAAAGCGUAAUGCAGAUCUGUUUGCUGAGAAUGAAAAUAAGGAGACACCAUGUGACUGUGCAGAGAAACAGCAUCAUAAGGAGUUGGCACUAAGUCUGGAGUCUCAGAUGGUCUUCUCGACAGACCCCAAUGCUGAGGACAUCGAGGCAGAGUACGCUGCCCUGGACCGCAAGGAGUUGUACGAGGGUUUGCGGGUCCAGGACCUGAGGAGGCUGAAGGACAUGUUGAUAGUGGAGACAGCAGACAUGCUGCAGGCUCCUCUCUUCACUGCAGAGGCUCUCCUCAGGGCACAUGACUGGGACAGAGAGAAGCUUCUAGAGGCAUGGAUGUCCAACGCUGAGGACUGCUGCCAGCGGUCUGGAGUUCAGAUGCCCACUCCUCCACCAAAAGGCUACAAUGCCUGGGAUACACUACCCUCACCUCGAACGCCACGCACCACUCGCUCCUCCAUCACGUCACCUGACGAAAUCAGCCUCUCACCUGCCGAUGAUAAUCACUCCCUGUGUGGAAUAUGUAUGUGUGUUGCCUCCAUGUUCGAAGAGCCUGUUGAUAUCCCGUGUGGGCACGAGUUCUGCAGAACAUGCUGGGAAAGCUUUUUGAAUAUGAAGAUCCAGGAGGGAGAGGCUCAUAACAUCUUCUGCCCAGCUUAUGACUGCUUCCAGUUGGUUCCUGUGGAGGUUAUAGAGAGUGUCGUGUCCAGGGAGAUGGACAAGCGCUACCUGCAGUUUGAUAUUAAGGCCUUUGUGGAGAACAACCCUGCCAUCCGGUGGUGUCCGCGGGCAGGCUGUGAGAGAGCGGUGCGCUUAGCGAGGCAGGGGCCCGGUGCCAGCGCCUCCGACCCACUCAGCUUUCCUCUGCUCCAGGCCCCGGCUGUGGACUGCGGCAAAGGCCAUCUUUUCUGCUGGGAGUGCCAGGGGGAGGCUCAUGAACCAUGUGACUGCCAGACAUGGAAAAUGUGGCUGCAGAAAGUCACUGACAUGAAGCCAGAAGAAUUGGCAGGUGUGAGUGAGGCGUAUGAGGAUGCUGCCAACUGUCUGUGGCUACUCACCAACUCCAAACCCUGCGCCAACUGCAAGUCUCCCAUUCAGAAGAAUGAAGGUUGCAACCACAUGCAGUGUGCCAAGUGUAAGUAUGAUUUUUGCUGGAUCUGUCUGGAGGAGUGGAAGAAGCACAGCUCUUCUACAGGAGGAUAUUACCGCUGCACUCGCUACGAGGUCAUCCAGCAGGUGGAAGAGCAGUCAAAAGAAAUGACCGUGGAGGCUGAGAAGAAGCACAAGAGCUUCCAGGAACUCGAUCGCUUUAUGCACUACUACACACGCUUCAAAAAUCAUGAGCACAGCUACCAGCUGGAAGAACGUCUCCUUAAAACGGCCAAAGACAAGAUGGAGCAGCUGAGCAAAGUCCUGAGUGGAAGGGAAGGAGGUGCUCCAGACACUACUUUUAUUGAAGAUGCAGUCCAUGAACUACUUAAGACUCGCCGUAUCCUCAAGUGCUCUUACCCUUACGGUUUCUUUCUGGAGCCCAAAAGCACCAAGAAAGAAAUCUUUGAACUUAUGCAGACUGAUCUCGAGAUGGUGACGGAGGAUCUCGCCCAGAAAGUUAAUAGGCCCUACCUCCGUACCCCUCGCCAUAAGAUCAUCCGUGCUGCCUGUCUGGUGCAGCAGAAAAGGCAGGAGUUCCUGGCUUCUGUGGCUCGAGGCGUGGCACCCAAUGACUCACCAGAAGCCCCACGACGCAGUUUUGCUGGGGGCACAUGGGACUGGGAGUACCUGGGCUUUGCAUCUCCAGAGAUCCAGGGGAGUCAGGCAAUUCUCGGGGGAAUUGAUCCGAGAGUCCACAUUCAAAAUGCAGGAGGCCAGCGGCAGGAGUAUGCAGAGUUCCAGUACAGACGCAGACACAGACAGCGCAGGCGUGGAGACAUGACUAGUCUGCGCAGCAACACCCCGGACUCUGACGAGCCCAACCCCAACAAUUUAGAUUCCGAUCAAGUUGGUUGUAGUCAGAGGCAAGGAUUACCAAUGCCCCACAGCUCCUUGGAUGAAGAUGAUCCUAACAUCCUGCUGGCCAUCCAGCUCUCUCUGCAGGAGACUGGAAUGGCUAUGGGGGAUGGAGGUGCUGUAGAUACCCAGGAGCUUCUGGCUCACGAGGCAUCUCUGGGGGCCAUCGGCACUUCUCUGCCCUCCAGACUGGACCCGUUGCUCCAUGGCGUGGAUGUUCCUCGUGCUGCACUGAGCAGUUCUGAGCUUCUGGAGCUCGGAGACAGUCUAAAGAAGCUUGGAAACAUAAGCGGUCAGAAUGUUCCUCAACGCUUUAACAUUGUGGGUAAUCCCAGCCGCGAGCCCACCGGAGGCCCUUUUCCGUCUCCGACAGGACAUGCGGACUCUGCCGAGUUUGACUCUGCUGACAAUGCUAAUCUUUUGGGCAACAUCAUGGCCUGGUUCCAUGACAUGAACCCUCAGAACAUCAGUCUGGUUCCUUCAGCCACUUCUUUAGAUCCAGAGUUUGGCACUCAGCUCGAGUCCGAUCAGACAUCAGAAAAGCCCUUCCAGCAGUGGACAGCAGAGGGCAAGCAAGAGGAAUGUGAGUACAGCAGUAUGCAGGAAAGGGAACCCAUCAGACCCACUCAGCUGGACCUGGUGAGUGUAGAUGUGCCAGCUGCAACCGCUCUUGUGCCCCAGAUGAGUGAAACCCUUGGCGCCUCUCAGCCAAGCCACCACGGCGACGCCCUAAAAGGCGAUUCGGAACCUGAACAGCCAAGCAGCAGCUCUUCUGAGUGGGAGGGUCAAGUGCACCUUGUAUGAAAUCAAGCCUCCUCUUCCUCCACCUAUGUAACCACUUUUGAUGUGAAUAACCUGACGAAGGCAUCAAUCGUGAGAAGGGAUUCAUUCGUAUACUGACAUAAUUAGAAAUCGGCUGAAACCCUAUUUUCAGAACACUGAAAUUGUCUUGAAACUUGUCUGGUGUCUCUUGCUGCAGGCCUGUGUUUUUGUGCUUUGAGGACAUGAUGUGUAAUUUUCUAAUUAGAAGCCGACUCUGUUUCACAGUCUUGAAGAAGUGAACGAGUAUGAAACGAAAGCAGUUGAACCAGAAACCUCCAACUGAACAAAAUAUGUCUGCCUGUAGUCUGUGGCAGGGAAUAAUUAGGGUAGUGAUCUUCAUUAUAGAACUGCCAGAUCUCCUUUACAGGAAAAGGUCUACAGUGUGGAACAGGACUGUUCAGUUUGACAGACUGGUUCGUGUGAAUGUCCAGUGCAACUUGAGCAGGUUUUUUUCAGCUUCUUCUAUUUUUUUUUUUUUUUUUUUUUUUUUUUUUUUUUUUUUUUUUUUUUUGUGAAAGACCUGCCAUAUUAGUGAUAGAUGUUACUGUAGGUGCCAUAAACACUGGUCAGCACAUGCAGAGAUCAUGCACACAGUGGACAGUGUGUUGACUGUGCCUGCUGCUGAGGGCUAAAUAGCCUUCUUGUAAACACAACCCUUCCUUUAAGACCAGUGUAUAGUUUUGCUGAUAUUAACUCUAGCGGCUUCCUUUGGAGAGCUGGGCUAUUCUGAGGGUGUUGAUCAUGGCGAAGCAAAGUGCGGUUGUUCCAGUCGCAAACUCUUCAUUUCUUUGGUCAAACCUGAUCACUGUAAUAUGCUACUGGUAUUUAAAAAUGAAAAGUAAUGUCGAAUUCGUCCUGUGCAGGAACACUGCAAUGGUUACACUACGCAACUUAUUACAGUGCCUUGUCCCUGAAACUUCCAUCUUAUUUAUUGCCACAUCCCUCGAGUGCUCAAUGAAUGAUGCGUGCUACCUUAAACUACGCUGCGCUGUAGUUUUCACUGGCAAUGGAAGUAACCGUCUCCAGAUUUAGCAUUUGUAUUAACAUUUUUCUAUAUUCUCGACCACCCUUUAUUUAGUCUCUGGGCUCCAUCUCCAGAGCUUUUUAUAAAACGGUUAUUAACACAGGCUUGUGUGGGAUCACUGCUGAUUACCCCCCCCCCCCCAAAUCUUUUCUCCAAACCAGUUUUAGUGGUGAUAAAAUAUGACUUGAGUGUUCGAGAUGAUGUGUGUACAGUACGUGAUGCCAUUGUGCUUCAUCUAUAAUGUAAAGCGCCAGACCUAAUAUAUUGUGAAAUUGAUUUUCUAUUUAUUUGAAUUGAAUUUGAAUGUGUUUUCAUAUAAAAAAAAAAAAACAACUGAAAUAAUGGAUAAUGUCUAAAAAAUGAAUGAAAGCCAAUUUUUUUGUCCAUGUGUCAAAAAAACCCCCAGUCCUUUUACUGUGCCACUUUAAAAAAAAAAAAAAAAAAAAAAAAAAAAAAGCGCUAUAAACUAAUUAAUUGUUACUACUGAGGUGAUAUUCUUUUGUUAAUAGCCUUUUAAUGAAACAAACAGCAAGCUUUUUGGUAUGGACAUAUAUUUCUAUACACCUCACCCGGCCAAAAGCUCAGUCUAAACUGCCAUUUUAUUAAUCCUGAACGGCAUCGGUAACAUUCUGGAUGCGGUAAAUUCACAAUCCCAAAUUGUAAAGGUAUAUAUUAAUGCAGGUUUGCGUCGCUCAAGAAAAUUUGCUGUAUUGCUAGAUCAUCAAUCAAAAUCCAACUCCAUAGAUAGUAGUGAUAGAAUAACAAACACUGUACUUUUACAUGUGACAUUGUCUCAUGUAGUUUGUAUCCUCAUGUAGUACAAAAUGCUUUGAAGGGAUUUUCUUUUUCUUUUAAUACCUACAUAGAAUUGACUAAGUAACCUGCAGUAUUUCUUCAGUAAGCAGUAAUGUAUGUUGCCAAAGUGAUGGAUCUAACAUAGUGAAGCAUUCAGUAGGUUCUUUUCAUCUGUUUAGAUGUGAAGUGACACGUCAUUUAUGUGACAGUAUGCUGUGCAUUAAAUCAAAAUACACAAGUUCUAUUUUCUUGGAGGAAAAAAAAUGCAAUUUGGGUUUCAAUGCAGGCAAUUGGAGGGAAAAAAGGCAAGCACAUUUUGUAACCCAUUUUAAAAAUUUAUAUUGUUAAGUGACUAAUCCUUAAAAUGUUAUUUGCACUUUCAUAGUCUAUACUUGAUACAUUCCCAGUUUAUAUGGAAAAAUAUAUAUAAAUGGUUGAUGUUUGGCCAAUAAAUUUGACUGAACUGAGUAUGAAACUCAAUAAAGUUAUUAAGCCCCCCACAUAAA
Messenger RNA from Tachysurus vachellii, 5928 nucleotides. RefSeq names its product ankyrin repeat and IBR domain containing 1b (gene ankib1b). Gene Ontology annotation, molecular function: ubiquitin protein ligase activity; zinc ion binding; ubiquitin conjugating enzyme binding. Gene Ontology annotation, biological process: protein polyubiquitination; ubiquitin-dependent protein catabolic process; positive regulation of proteasomal ubiquitin-dependent protein catabolic process. NCBI's taxonomy places the organism in Eukaryota, Metazoa, Chordata, Actinopteri, Siluriformes, Bagridae. Bases 289 to 3585 code for a protein of 1098 amino acids. The transcript is spliced from 21 exons. Gene Ontology annotation, cellular component: ubiquitin ligase complex; cytoplasm. The record is from RefSeq and is a predicted model, not a curated record.